AUGCAUUCAAAAAUCUCCGAAGAAGAAAAGAUUGAACAAAUCCAAACUCUGACAUCUUCAAAAGAUAUCCAAAGCCAGCAAAUCAAUUCUACUAGAAGUCGUAUCAAGGUUCAAAUGCAAGGUGUAGCUAUAGGAAGAGCUGUGGAUUUAACUGUUCUUGAUGGAUAUGACCAGUUAAUCGAUGAACUAGAAAAAAGUUUUGAUCUCAAAGACGAGCUGCGUAUGGACAAUCAAUGGGAAAUAGUUUUUGCAGAUGAUGAAGGAGAUAUGAUGCUUGUUGGAGAUGAUCCAUGGAUCGAGUUUUGUAAUAUUGUGAAGAAAAUAUUCAUACUCUCAAAAAACGAAGUCAAGAUAAUGGGAUGCAAGAACAAAUUCUCUGAAGGUGGAUCAACAUUGACAACAACAACUUUAACAUGUCUUGACUUAUCACCAAACAUCAAAAUAAAUCACAACUUCUUAAAUUAA
Thlaspi arvense is the source of this 465-nucleotide messenger RNA. The record is from the annotation of a GenBank genome assembly. Lineage: Eukaryota; Viridiplantae; Streptophyta; Magnoliopsida; Brassicales; Brassicaceae.